Messenger RNA from Pygocentrus nattereri (red-bellied piranha), 3219 nucleotides. It is a transcript of the gene csgalnact2, whose product is annotated as chondroitin sulfate N-acetylgalactosaminyltransferase 2. The coding region runs from base 614 to 2251 and encodes 545 amino acids. The record is from RefSeq and is a predicted model, not a curated record. Gene Ontology annotation, molecular function: glucuronosyl-N-acetylgalactosaminyl-proteoglycan 4-beta-N-acetylgalactosaminyltransferase activity. The transcript is spliced from 9 exons. NCBI's taxonomy places the organism in Eukaryota, Metazoa, Chordata, Actinopteri, Characiformes, Serrasalmidae. Gene Ontology annotation, cellular component: Golgi cisterna membrane.
UUUCUCUGUUCUUCCGUGUUUUGUGCCCCGUGGCGUUUAGUUCUCACGUUUGUUUUGUGGAAAUAAUGAUUAUUCUCACAAUUUAACACAGUAAACAUUAGCAUAGCUACCAAGGUGAGCGAACUGCGUAGUUAUUGCGUUAACUUCUAUAAAUGAAAUAACUUCUACAGGAGCUUUUCUGACAGCAUCCGGCAAUUAGCUGUUCCUAAAACAAGCUGCUGCUGCCUCUCUGUUCACGGAGAGCUGCUGGCGCUGUUUAACGCCAUCCAAAUGAACAGCUUCGGUGUUACGGCGUGUAGGAUUGUAAUAUGGUUAAUAUUUUGAAUUUAAAGUAAUUUAUGGAAUUUUCUUUUUCGAACGGUUGGACAGUCUGCUGCUGAAAUCUGCUGACGCCCGCGUUUUCUCGGUCGCUGUACUUUGCUUGUGGUCGAGGUGAACGAACCGGAUUGGCGACGACGCAUUGCAUAUUUCUAAAGAAUCUGAAUAUUAACAACAGACUCUCCUAGAAAUGCAUCAUGACUGCAAGAGAUGUGUGACUUCCCUGCACUGUACACUUGCAGUUUCCCUUUUAUGUGGCAAUUGUAUAACUGUGUGUUGCAUGAAGUCCAUGUAGAUGUGUAAUGGAUUUAUUCCAUCUAUAUGUAAAGUGAGGAUUUGCCAUAACAGAAAUGAAGAGGCGUGGUUGAUCGACAGCACCCAGUCUCUUCGCUAUGCCCAGGCGAGGGCUGCCUCUGCAGGGCCGGAUGUAAGUCAUGUGUUGCCUGGCCUUGGAGGAGAGCCUUAUGGGAAAGAAUAUUAUCAGGCCCUGCUGCAGGAGCAAGAGGAGCGGCACCUUAGUCGAGCUGCCAGCCUCAAGAGACAGAUCGCACAGCUCAAGCAGGAGCUGCAGGAGAUGAAUGACAAGCUGAAGACCCUGCAGGAGAAGAAAGAGAGCCCUGGACCACAGGGCCUGGUUGACGGCAAAGAUCAGGAACCGAGUGACCUCCUUGAAUUUUUGCAUUCUCAGAUUGAUAAGGCGGAGGUGAGUACUGGGGCAAGGAUACCCAGUGAGUAUGCUUUAGUGCCCUUUGAGAGCUUCACCACUACUAAGGUUUACCAGCUGGAGAUGGGCCUGACUCGGCAUCCCGAGGAAAAGCCUGUACGCAAAGAUCGGCGAGAUGAGCUGGUAGAGGUAAUUGAGGCAGGCCUUGAUGUUAUUAACAACCCUGAUGAAGAGGAUGGUCAGGAGGAUGACAUGCCCAUGCAAAGACAGACUUUCACAGAGAGCCAUUUUGUAGAGGGGCUUUACAGGACUGAGCGAGACAAAGGCACACUGUAUGAACUUUACUUUGCAAAGGAGAAUUCUCAUGAAUUCCGUCACGUCACUCUCUUCCGUCCCUUUGGUCCCCUGAUGAAAGUCAGGAGCACAUCUGUGGACACAGCCAGCACAAUCAUUAAUAUUAUAGUGCCUCUAUCAGGCAGAACUGAAGCUUUUGUUCAGUUCCUACACAACUUCAGGGAGGUUUGUAUACUGCAAGACAAGCGAGUGCAUCUUACGGUAGUCUACUUUGGAGAAGAGGGUUUGCAAGAGGUGAAGUCAUCCUUACGAAAAAUGUCCAGUGAGGAGAGCUUCACCAAUUACACUCUUAUCCCUGUGGAUGAGGAGUUUUCCCGUGGAAGAGGGUUGGACAUUGGUGCUCAUGCAUGGACGAAAGGGAGUGAUGUGUUGAUGUUCUUCUGCGAUGUAGAUAUUUACUUCACACUUGAAUUUCUCAGCACGUGUCGUCUGAAUACAACUCCAGGCAAGCGAGUCUUCUAUCCGGUAGUUUUUAGUCUGUACAAUCCUUCCAUAGUAUAUGGAAACCUUGAAUUGCUUCCACCCAUUGAACAUCAACUGAUUCAUAAAAAAGAUGCUGGGUUCUGGAGGGACUUUGGAUUUGGAAUGACAUGUCAGUAUCGAUCUGACUUCCUCAACAUUGGAGGAUUUGAUCUUGAAGUGAAAGGUUGGGGAGUAGAAGAUGUCCACUUAUACAGAAAGUAUCUGCGGAGUGACCUGAUAGUGAUGCGCACUCCUGUAUCAGGUCUCUUCCACCUAUGGCAUGAGAAGCUGUGUGCAGAUGAGCUGACUCCAGAACAGUAUCGUAUGUGCAUCCAGUCAAAGGCCAUGAAUGAAGCCUCUCACUCUCACUUGGGCAUGUUGGUGUUUCGUGAGGAAAUAGAAAAUCACCUUCGCAAACAGGCCUACAAGACUCAGAGCAGGGCAGAGGAUUGAGGCGGUUGUUGAACCUGCUGAAAAGUAAGCACACUGUGUCGGUGGACUGCUGUUGUGCGAAAUAGCCAAUUGAGAUUCGUCCAGAUAUUGUUAGAUCAAUAUUCUGUCUGAACUAAUGCAAAAAAUCUAUCUGAAAUAAUCCACGGAGUAAAAAUUAACCCUAGGAUCCACAGACAGACAAAAUAGGGAUGUGAAACCAUAUGUAUGGAAGUAUUUUAUAUGGACUUUUGAAAAAUGUGGACUUGACAAGGGGAUUUCUCUGCUGAAAUCUCUAUAACUGCUCAGUUUACUUUUGUUAAAAUGGAUUUAUUGGUGUUAAUGGAUGUAAAAAGACUGUUGCUGUUGGUGCUUUUAUAAUCCAGCACAUUGUACUUGGCCUAAUAUAGGCAACUAUCAGUUCCUUACUCAUUUUUUUUCUUUUUUUUUUUUUUUAAAUUUUUUCUUAAUGGAGCCAUACUGUUACUUUUUUGUUGUUAAAAAAUGCGCUGUGAAAAAGGGGCCAGAGUUUGUAAAUGUUGAUGCAGCUGAAAGAGACAAUCAGAGUGGAUGUUAUCAAAAAAUUAUUUUGAAGGAACAAGUCAACUAGUAACUGUUUUUUGUAUUGAACUUCCUCAACCCUUUUUUCUGUAUUGUUUUUGAGCAUGACCAAUGACAAUUCAGCAAGUGUCAAUUUUAGCCUUUGCACUGUGCUUAAUGACACCAUUUACUGUCACUUGUUUUAGUUCACCGAACUGUAGAUAGUCAAAUCUUUGACUUAUCAAUUCCUUAAAGCUGGUUUAGAAUCUAGAAAGUGAUUCUCACAAAUCACUUAGUUUCCAGUGAGGAUAUGUCCUCAGCUUCAUACAGUGAACAAUAAAGGGACGUAAACAGGACGGACAGCUAUAGUCUGAAAUGGAACUGCAUGUUACAAUGGUGAAUUUCUCACAAUUAAAAAAAAAAAAAAACAAUAAAUGAAGAGCAGGAUGCCU